UGUACAUGUGUUUUGUCUCAUCAUUAAAUAAACCCAUUAAGAGUUGAAGGAUAUGCCAGAUAAACAUCUCUUAUGCAAGUUACUUUAGUUUGCACAUAAUUCAAAGUUUAUAGGUCCUCACCUGGGGACUCCAUACUUCUGCUGGCAAAGAAAGCUCAGGAAUUCCACAUCAGACUUUUUCCCUGCUGCUUUUAAUUACUUCCUUGUACUGAGCUCUGUUCCAGAAGGCUGAGGUUUCUCACAGUCUGAUCACUUGAUCAAUAAGGCAUUGGUGCCCCCUUUUCCAGAGCUUCUAGCAGACCUCGUGAUAAACUCCCUAGAGAAAAUAUAUGCCAUCAAAAACAGUGCUCCAGCAAAGGCCUUGAGAAGUGCCAUAGAGACCUCUGUCCUCUUGGAAGUUUUCUCCACCCAUAUCUCCACUAAAGAUGGACCUAAAACUAAAAAGUCCUGAGUUUUGGUACAGUCUUCAUGGGCAGGUUCCAGAGCUGCUGGACUGGGACAUGGGGAAUGAGUUCUUCUUGCCCCGCACCACAGACCAGCGCCCCUUAGCUGAGCAGAACCUUGCCAAAUACAGACUCCAAAUAAUGGAGUCCCCAAAGCUGCCUCUGGAGAGGAGACCCAAUCCUGACAAGGAUGGCCCUGACUAUGACCCCAAUCUGUGGAUGUGGGUGAACCCAAACAUUGUGUGCUCCCCUGGCACCCAGGAGGCUCCAAAUUCCAAUAAAAAGGAUUUGACGUGCAUGCCUCCCUCCCCUCAGCCACCUUCAAAGGAUGAAGAGUUUAACUGCUCAGAGGCCACAGUGACGGAGUCCUUGCCAUCUUCUUCCAGAGAGCAAUCUCCCCUACAGAAGAGGUUCAUGUCUUCCCCUAGAGACUGGGAGCUCACAGAAGUGGAGAAGGCUGAGGGGAAAGACAACAAUUCCUCUGCAGCCCUCCAGUCCCUUAACAAAGGGAAGUGCUACCAGAGCCAGAAAUUGUGGCAAGUCAGCAGCCAGGAAAGGAGGUCCUGGCCCCGCCACCCACCCCCCCUCAAUUACAGCCACCUAAUUGCCCUGGCAUUAAGAAACAGCCCCCCCUGUGGCCUCAACGUGCAAGAGAUCUACAAUUUCACCUGACAGCAUUUCCCUUUUUUCUGGACAGCUCCAGAUGGCUGGAAGAACACCAUCCGCCACAACCUCUGUUUCUUGGGCAGCUUUGAGAAGGCGCCAGUCAGCCUUCAGGAUGGGGCAAACACAAGGCCUCGGUCUUGCCUCUGGAGGCUCACUGAGGAAGGACACCGCCGCUUUCAAGAGGAGACUCGUGCCUUAGCCUCCGCUCGGAGGGAGGGCAUCCAACAGUGCAUGAGCCGGCCAGAUGUAAUGGCCUUCCUCUUUGACCUUUAACUACCACUGCUCCCUUUCUGGAACAUUGUCCCCCGAUUGUGCCUACCUAUGCCUUGACUGACAUUCAUUAAUCCCUAAACCUACCCUGCCUGGUUGGUCCCUAGCUUGUGUUACUGCUGUAAUAAUGAUAGUAAAUAAAGUGUGAGAUGGGCACAGAGGAGGCGGAGUCUAAAUCCAGGAAGGGAAUCGUGGAAGGUUGCAUGAGGUAGUGGCACUUCUGUAUUUUUAUCAGAGAGAGAAAAUCCUAGGAACAAUG
Choloepus didactylus (southern two-toed sloth) is the source of this 1638-nucleotide messenger RNA. It is a transcript of the gene FOXR2, whose product is annotated as forkhead box R2. Gene Ontology annotation, cellular component: nucleus. Gene Ontology annotation, molecular function: DNA-binding transcription factor activity; sequence-specific double-stranded DNA binding. Gene Ontology annotation, biological process: regulation of DNA-templated transcription. NCBI's taxonomy places the organism in Eukaryota, Metazoa, Chordata, Mammalia, Pilosa, Megalonychidae. The record is from RefSeq and is a predicted model, not a curated record.